Yamadazyma tenuis ATCC 10573 is the source of this 1530-nucleotide messenger RNA. RefSeq names its product allantoate permease family MFS transporter (gene DAL5). Gene Ontology annotation, molecular function: allantoate transmembrane transporter activity; dipeptide transmembrane transporter activity. Lineage: Eukaryota; Fungi; Ascomycota; Pichiomycetes; Serinales; Debaryomycetaceae. The record is from RefSeq and is a predicted model, not a curated record. Gene Ontology annotation, biological process: dipeptide transport; tripeptide transport; transmembrane transport. Gene Ontology annotation, cellular component: plasma membrane.
AUGACCGAGCUAGUUAAAGAGAAACAAAGUCCUCCCACAGACGUGCAAUCUGUCGAAAGUCUCAAGGAAAUUCAGUUCAACGGGAAAGAAAUCAAACUCGACGAUGGAGACGAAAUCAUCAAGUUAGGGUUGGCCCAUGAAGAAGUCACCAUGACGCGCGAAAGAGAACGCCAGUUGGUCCACAAAAUCGACUUGUACAUGCUUCCUCUUAUGUGUAUGGUGUAUUGUUUCCAGUUUAUGGAUAAGUUGUCCAAUUCGUUUGCUUCGAUUCUCGGGUUGAGAACGGACCUUCAUAUGGUGGGUCAGGAAUACUCCUGGACCGGAUCCGCCUUCUACUUGGGGUAUAUGGUAUUUGAGUUGCCUGCCUCUAUGCUCUUGCAUAGAUUUCCAGUUGCGAAAACAGUGGGAACUUUUAUUAUUGUGUGGGGAGUAGUACUUGCGUUACAUGCCACCCCCAAUAACGCUGCCGGUUUCUUGGCCUUGAGAACCAUAUUGGGGGCUCUUGAAAGUUCGGUGACUCCAGCGUUUACCUUCAUCACCUCCCAAUGGUACACUAUAGACCAGACAUUUUUGCGUAUCACCAUCUGGUUCGCAUUCAACGGGUUGGGUAAUAUCAUAGGCUCCUUGACUGCGUACGGCCUUGCGGUUCACUCAGACAGCCUUUCGCUUGCACCAUGGAAGUAUGUGUUUAUUAUCACUGGAAUUUUGACAGUGGCACUUGGAGUGGCAGUCUUGGCCCAUUUACCUGACUCUCCAGCCACCGCCUGGUUCUUGACCGAUGAAGAUAAGAUGUUGGUGGUCCACAGGAACAGGAAAAAUCACCAAGGGUUCGGAAACAAGCACCUCAAGAAGCUGCAGGUCAUCGAGGCAUUAACGGACUACAAAACCUGGUUGUUAUUUGCGUUUGUGCUUCUUGGAAACGUUCCUAAUGGAGGAAUCACGAACUUUGGUAGUAUCGUCCUUACCGAACAGCUUGGAUACACAGUCAACCAGACAUUACUCUACCAGACUAUCAGUGGGGCGGUGGAACUUGUGGGAUGUAUUUUAAUUGCGUCCUUGUCUCAUUUCUACAACUCUCGUCUCGUAUGGGGCAUAAUUUCCCAGUGCAUCGGCUCGGCUGGUGUUCUUAUGUUAUGCUUGGGGUCCGAAAAACAUAUGCGGUUUGCAGGCUACAACAUGAACUUUGUGUCUCCCGUGUCGUUUGUGUGUGUGUUGAGUUGUGUGGCUUCUAAUGUGUUGGGAACCACCAAAAAGUAUACCGUCAAUGUUAUUGUGUUGAUUGGUUACUGUGUGGGAAACUUGAGCGGAAGUGCAGUCUUCAAGGCCAGUGAGACUCCCGUGUACGGCACCGCCAAAAAAUCACUUGCUGUUUGCCUGGCGCUUCAACUUGUGAUGUUGAUAGUGAUCUGGGUUGCUUAUUACACAGAAAACAAAAUCAGAGACAGAAAACCUGAACCCGAGAAGAUAGAAAACAUCGAGUUUCUUGACUUGACUGAUGGACAAAAUCCAUUCUUCCGGUACUCAUUUUAG